AAACAUUUGCUCCUCCACAUUUCAAAAUUCCAUUCCAAAUAGCUCUUGUAAAUUUUCUAAGUACACAAACAGAAAUUUCUUUCUCUUCCCGAAAAAAAAAUCAAAAGAAAAAAUCAAAACAGAAAUUGAAAAAUGGCGAUGAAUAUUACACAUCAGAUCGGAUCUCUCGCCGGAACUCCGAUGACGACGGAGUCAAUUACACCAACGGCAGCAAGUGAUACCACGACGGUUAGCGCAGUUUGGAAAACACAAAUGCCAAACAUUAAGAUUCAAAAGUCGGAAAUAAUCGAGCAAAAAUCACAACCGACGAGCCCAUGCAGGUCGCCGAUAUUCAGCGGCAUGCGUGCAGAUCUAUCCGUAGCGUGUCGUGCGUAUGCUGACGUGGCGGAAUUAGAGCCGUCGGUAGAGGAGAGGUUGUAUAGAGACGGAGGUGUAACGGAGGGACGUAAGGGAGUGCCGGUGUAUGUGAUGAUGCCGUUAGAUAGUGUAACGAUGAAUAACACCGUUAAUAGACGGAAGGCGAUGAACGCGAGUUUACAGGCGUUGAAAAGCGCGGGAGUUGAGGGGAUAAUGAUGGACGUUUGGUGGGGAUUGGUGGAGAGAGAAAAUCCUGGUGUGUAUAACUGGGGUGGGUAUUCUGAGCUUUUGGAAAUGGCUAAACGACACGGUCUUAAGGUUCAAGCUGUUAUGUCGUUUCAUCAGUGUGGAGGAAACGUUGGUGAUUCUUGCACCAUUCCGUUACCUAAGUGGGCUGUGGAGGAAAUGGAAAGAGAUCCAGACCUUGCAUAUACCGAUCAGUGGGGAAGAAGAAACUAUGAGUAUGUAUCUUUAGGGUGUGACACUCUUCCAGUUUUAAAGGGGAGGACACCCGUGCAAUGUUACUCUGAUUUUAUGCGGGCUUUUAGAGACAACUUCAAGCACCUUCUUGGUGAUACCGUUGUGGAGAUUCAAGUUGGGAUGGGGCCAGCUGGUGAGCUUCGCUAUCCGUCAUAUCCUGAACAAAAUGGAACAUGGAGGUUUCCAGGAAUCGGAGCUUUCCAAUGUUAUGACAAGUAUAUGCUCAGCAGCCUGCAAGCUGCAGCUGAAGCUGAUGGAAAGCCUGAAUGGGGUAGCACAGGCCCUAGGGAUGCUGGUGAAUACAACAACUGGCCUGAAGAUACUCAGUUUUUCAAAAAAGACGGCGGUGGUUGGACUAGUCCUUACGGUGAAUUCUUCCUCAAUUGGUACUCGCAGAUGCUCCUAGAUCAUGGCGAGAGAAUAGUGUCAUCAGCCACAGCCAUCUUUGAAAACACGGGGGUAAAAAUUUCAGUAAAAGUUGCAGGGAUUCACUGGCACUAUGGGACAAGGUCUCACGCACCAGAGCUCACAGCUGGAUACUAUAACACUAGAUACCGAGAUGGUUACCUUCCUAUUGCUCAAAUGUUAGGACGCCACGGUGCGAUUUUCAACUUCACUUGUAUUGAAAUGCGUGAUCACGAGCAGCCUCAGGAUGCUCUUUGUGCACCUGAGAAGCUUGUGAGGCAAGUGGCUUUAGCAACUCAAGAAGCAAAGGUUCCACUUGCUGGCGAAAAUGCUCUGCCACGAUACGAUGAGUCCGCCCACGAGCAGAUCUUGCAGGCAUCAUCGUUGAGUAUCAAUGGCGAUUCGGGUGAUCAAGAGAUGUGUGCUUUUACGUAUUUGAGGAUGAAUCCUCAUUUAUUUCAGGAAGACAACUGGAGGCGGUUUGUGGCGUUUAUUAAGAAGAUGAAGGAAGGGAAGAACAGUGAUCGGUGUAGAGAGCAGGUCGAGCGUGAGGCUGAGCAUUUUGUUCAUGUGAGUCAGCCAUUAGUUCAGGAGGCUGCAGUGGCACUAAUGCAUUAAGAAUAAUAAUAGCUACCUUUUUAACGCUGUAGCUAGCUCUAGAAAUGUGCUAUGAGCACCGAUAAAGAGCAAAAAAAUGUAAAACUAGGGGAUAUAUCAAAAUGUAUAAUGUUGUACUAUAAUAAAAGAAUUCAGGAAA
Messenger RNA from Mercurialis annua (annual mercury), 1999 nucleotides. Its product is annotated as beta-amylase 1, chloroplastic. Gene Ontology annotation, molecular function: beta-amylase activity. Gene Ontology annotation, biological process: polysaccharide catabolic process. The transcript has 4 exons. Bases 133 to 1860 code for a protein of 575 amino acids. NCBI's taxonomy places the organism in Eukaryota, Viridiplantae, Streptophyta, Magnoliopsida, Malpighiales, Euphorbiaceae. The record is from RefSeq and is a predicted model, not a curated record.